UGCGCGCCUUGCUCAGUGGCUGGAGCGACAUGCGUAAGAACGACCAGGCUUCAGAGGAACAGGAAACGAAAGAGUCUUCGAUUUCUAGCUACUAUGAGGCACAAGACAAGGAGCCACUUCUGAGCACCCAGACAUCUUCUCCAGACCAUUCGCACAGUCAAAGGGGAGCCUCAGCCAUUUCCCCUGGCGGACUGGUUUCUACAACUGAAGCCAUUUCAUCGCAUGAUCUUCAACUUCGACCCCUGAAUGAUGCAUUUCCAAUCAAUCAGGGUCGCUUGCAAAGCCAGACACCACGAACGACUGCUUUCGCAGCGGACGCCACUAUCAUAGACCAACAACCUGCUGCAGAUCCCGUAAUAGGGCAUAUGGGCCGGUUGGUAUCUAAUGAUGAGCAAAUUGCCAUGUUUGCUGGGUCAUCCACUGGAGCACACUUUAUUAGCCAAGCGGAACAGCAAGUUCAGAUGCAAAAGAUGCAUGCGGAUGCAUUCCCAAGCUGUACUUACAGCAUGCAUCUUCAUAGUCUCUGGGAUGCAUCAGUGAGAAGAUCUCCGUCGCAAGUCACUCGUGACAUUAUCUCCAGACUUCCUGCCCAAGCUCUCGAGAUAGUGGCUGCAACAAUUGAUCGUUGGACUCCGCUAUAUCCAAUCUUUCAUAAACCUUCGACCAUGGAGAUAUGUAGACAAGUUAUCUCCCAUCCGCAUACAAAAAACGUUAUCAUUGUAUACCAAACUCUCAUUUUGCUGGCUGUAGGGAGCUUAGGCAACCAAGGAACAUGCAUGCGGCACCACUACCAUUAUUUGUGUGCCUCUGAGCCCUACUAUGACAUGUCCGCGUUGAUUCUCGGACAUAUUCUGGACCGGCCUUGCCUCCAAACGCUGCAGGGUCUUGAGAUGACGCAGAUUUAUCUUCAGCUUACCUCCCGCUAUACACAUGCUUCUCACAUUAGUGGAGUUGCAACUAGGCUGGCUCAGAAUCUGGGCCUUCAUCGACACUCGAACCGCUUCAAGUUUGAUCCCUUGGAAACCGAACUCCGACGGCGUGUAUGGUGGUGCCAAUAUACCCUGGAUGUGAUGUCAAGUGCUCAUCACGGAAUCCCGCGUCUGAUCCGUGAUCAGGAUGUUGAUACGGACUUGCCCACUCGAGUUGAUCACGACCUCUUAUCAAGGUCCCAUGUAUCCUUUCCUCUGCCAGGAGAAGCCACCCAAGUUGAUAGCGCCAUGCUUCUCUUCAAACUCGCUCGCAUAAUUGGAGAUACUCUUGAGAAACUAUACAGCACUACGAGGCGGCGUGGUGGUGUGGCAAAAAUAACCAGGCUGCAGGCUGAGCUUGACGCCUGGGAGCACUCUCUGCCAAGCGAAUCAGAUGCUGAAAUGGCUGAUCCAGGGACCGGCGAUCCAAAGAACGAUACUCAGGCACCUGCCAUCUCAUCCUUUUGUCUUGCUUUCCUCAGAGCUACACUCUGCGUGGCAACAGCACACGUCCACCGUCCAGCUCUAGCAUUCACUACAGUCAAUCCACAAUUCCAGCUUUCGCUCAAAGCCUGCACUCGUGCAGCCUCGAAUCUAAUCCAAAUCAUCUCCAAUACAUUUCAAAGCUUCGACGCCCAGCUCGGUUUUGACCAGGCAAAUCACCCUACAAACAAGCAUGUUGAACCGUUGGUUAUCAUUCUACUGUACCCAAUAGGCGCCCAUAUGGUCUGGCAAGCCGGCCUCACCAUCUUGUUCGCUCACUGGAAUGGAUAUACGGUUCCCGACCUGUCGGUGAAUGAUGAGAACACCGUUAAGCAAUGUUCUGAGGUGCUCAGGAAGCUGGGCGGGUUCGCAGAUGACGCUGGUGGCAAUCUGAAGCAGUGCGCAGAUGUCCUCGACCUCCUAUGUCAAAAGACAUUCACAGGAGCAGAAGUUGCCAACUUGACAACAGAGCAGCUGCAGUGGAAUGUUUGGGAUUGGCCUAUGGCAUCUGCACUUGAGCUUGCUAACACGCUUGAUGCAAUACCAUUUGAUCUGGAAUUUUCGACGUGGGAUUCUCAGUUGAAUGACCCAAGG
This is a messenger RNA of Clonostachys byssicola, 2045 nucleotides long. NCBI's taxonomy places the organism in Eukaryota, Fungi, Ascomycota, Sordariomycetes, Hypocreales, Bionectriaceae. The record is from the annotation of a GenBank genome assembly.